GAGCACCGCCGCCUGGCUCCCCGGCUCGACCCUAGAAGACACAGGGUCUCAGGGGUUAGGCUGGCCGGCACAGCCCAAGCAGACCCCAGCCUUGGAUGCACAGCAGGGCCAGGCCCCCACUGUCCUGCCGCCCACCCAACCCUCCGGUGGCUCCCUUAGGUAAGAACCAUCUGGGGUCCCCGCUGGGGUCAACUCUCUCUGGCAGAGGCCAGCUCACUGGGCAGAAAGAGCAGAGGCUGACGCUGAGCUUAGGGGCAACUUUGUCCAGGAUGUGAACAGAAAACGCUCCCAACUCCAGGGCUUCUCAGGGGCCAAAAGUCUGUGUGGGGAAGGAGUUUGUGGGCCCUCAGGUCCAAGACAGGUGGCACUUAGCAGUCCUCAUUCCACACAACCCGACCCCCAGAGGCUCGGGAGCUUCAGCGUGGCCAGGGACCCCCCGAGUGGGUGAGGUCUUUGAGGCAGUUUAGUGGAGAACGGGAAAACACCUCUCCAUAAGUUCCCUGAAGGGCCAGGACUCACCCCUCUAGAGCACCCCCUCCCCAUCAGGCCAGGGAACCACUGUCCUCCACUCCCGAGGAAGCUGGCUGUGCCCGCCCCUCACCCCACCCCCGCCGUGUCCCGGGCAGCACAGAGACAGCAUACUCAGCACUGGUAUCUGGGUGUCCUGGGCUCUAAGGAGCCAAGAGGUUUUGCUUCAUGCCACCAUGAAAGAAGCUUCUAAAAUUUGAAGUUCAUGGUUGCUCAGUGUCAAGCAGCCGAGAACAGUGCAAACAAAGAUGGCCGCUGGUGCGCUAACUUCUGAUCUGGGCCUGUGGAUUGCCGCCUCCGUGACGCCACCCAGUGAUUUGCUCUCUGGAGCUAGGGCAAAGUCAGGAGACCUCCCCACCACAGGGCGGCCAGGGCUGUUUGCAGAGGGCUGGCCCCAGAGGGGGACAGCAGACACCAUCUGGCACGUGCAUUCGACAAGUGGCUUAUGCUGUUUGGGGCGACCUCUGAGAUGCGUGUGUGUGUCCGUGGGGAAAAACCAACUGGGUAGGAGUGGCAACCACUGUGUACCUACCUCCCCUCCAAGCUGGCCUGGGCCUGGGUCGCUCCUCUCAAGGCGUGUGCUGGGAAUCCUACACAAGGACCGGGGAGGGACAUGGCCCUGGUGUCCAAGUGCCCCUCUCCUGGUACCAGGGCCUGCGGUGGCAGAGGUGACAGAGGGAGCUGUGGAGCUGGAGCCAGAGGGAUGGCCUGGAGAUGCUCACAGCUUAGAUGGAGAGGGAGUCUCUGGUAUGGGAAUCAGGAGGGCAGCAGGGGCCUUCACAAGCUGGGGAGCUGAACGGGGGAACAGUAGGGAGCCCAGCUCUGGGCACGUGUGGGCCUGAUCUCUGGGACGGUCUCGGACCCCAAGUCCUGUAUGUGCGGAUGGUAAAAGCCCAUUAUGUUCCCUGUCUCAUAGAAAUCCAUACCCACUGCCGUUGAGUCAAUUCCAACUCAUGGAGAUGCUUGAGGACAGAGUAGAGCUGCCCCAUAGGGUUUCCAAGGCUGUGAUCUUUAUGGAAGCAGGCUGCCACAUCUUUCCCCUAUGGAGCGGCUGGGGGAUUCAAACUGACUCUUUGAUUAGCAGUGAAGUGCUUAACCACUGCACCACCAGGGCUCCUUCUCUCUCAAAAAAACCAAAACCCAUUGCUGUAGAGUCGAUUCCGACUCACGGCAACCCUAUAGGACAGAGUAGAACUACCCCCAUAGGGUUUCCAAGGAGCAACUGGUGGAUUCGAACUGUUGACCUUGUGGUUAGCAGCCAAGCUCUUAACCACUUCGUCACCAGGGCUCCUUUCUUCUCAUGGGAGGUGGCCGCCUGGGAGGAGUGUCUUCUGGGGCCACCCCUUAGCUACACCGACCUCGGCACACUCUGAGACACGUGGCUUAUUGUUAUCAUGCUUAGAUUUCACCCCAAAAAACUGAAAAUCUUGGACGGAGGCCUGACGUCAUCUGCGCUGGGUUCUAGGUAGAUGGGGCACUGUCCGCUCUGGGUAGCAGGUCUGUGGCCCCCACCAACGAGAUGAGCGGGGGCCCAGUGCCCAGUCCACCCCACUCAGUCCUCUCAGCUCCUGGGACCAGGGGACCUCUGACUGCUGCCCUGGGAUCCAUGAGCAAUGGCUCCCCAGCCUGGGCCUUUCUCAUUUGAACUUGCCUUCCUUGGCCCUGGGCCCGCGCCCGUGGCCACCCCAGUCAUGAUGCCCACUUCUCCAUUGCAGGUUGGCCCUGAGGGGGCUGGCGCCGCAGGAUGGAAGCAUCCCCUGAGUGUACACAGCAGGAUGGGGGGCUGGGGCUGGUCCGCCGGCGGCCCCCAGCCCCCCAGAGCCUGCGCGAGACGCUGAAGGGCCGGCUGCAGCAGAGCUGCACAUGCCGCGGGCGGAAGGCCUGGGCGCUGGUUCAGGACCUGGUGCCUGCAACGCACUGGCUGCCCCGGUACCGCCUGCAGGAGGACCUGGCGGGUGAUGUUAUGUCCGGGCUGGUCAUCGGCAUCAUCCUGGUGCCACAGGCCAUCGCCUACUCGCUGCUGGCCGGGCUCCAGCCCCUCUACAGCCUCUAUACGUCCUUCUUCGCCAACCUCAUCUACUUCCUCCUGGGCACCUCCCGCCAUGUGUCCGUGGGCAUCUUCAGCCUGCUCUGCCUCAUGGUGGGCCAGGUGGUGGACCGCGAGCUCCAGCUGGCUGGCUUAGACCCCACCCAGGACGGCCUGUGGCCAGGGGCCAACAACAGCACCUUCAACGCCUCAGCCACAGGGUUGGCGCUUGGGCCUCAGGACUGCGGGCGGGACUGCUACGCCAUCCGUGUGGCUACCGCCCUCACGCUGGUGGCUGGGAUUUACCAGGUCCUCAUGGGCGUCCUCCGGCUGGGCUUUAUGUCCACCUACCUCUCGCCACCGCUGCUCGACGGCUUCGCCAUGGGGGCCUCAGUGACCAUCCUGACCUCCCAGCUCAAGCACCUGCUGGGUGUGCGGGUCCCGCGGCACCAGGGGCCCGGGAUGGUGCUGAGCACGUGGCUGAGUCUCCUGCGCAGUGCCAGCCAGGCCAACGUGUGCGACGUGGUCACCAGUGCUGUGUGCCUGGCCGUGCUGCUGGCUGCCAAGGAGCUCUCAGACCGCUACCGGCACCACCUAAAGGUGCCCCUGCCCAUGGAGCUGGUGGUCAUCGUGUUGGCCACACUUGCAUCCCACUUCGGGCAGUUCCAUGAGAGGUUCGGCUCCAGCGUGGCCGGCCACAUCCCCACUGGCUUCCUGGCCCCACAGGUGCCUGACCCCGGGCUGAUGUGGCGCGUGGCGCUGGACGCUGUGCCCCUGGCCCUCGUGGGAUCUGCCUUCUCCAUCUCGCUGGCAGAGAUGUUUGCCCGGAACCAUGGCUACUCUGUCCGUGCAAACCAGGAGCUCUUGGCCGUGGGCUUCUGCAACGUGGUGCCUGCCUUCUUCCAUUGCUUCGCUACCAGUGCUGCCCUGGCCAAGAGCCUGGUGAAGACAGCCACAGGCUGCCGCACGCAGCUCUCCAGUGUAGUCAGCGCUGCCGUGGUGCUGCUGGUGCUGCUGGCCCUGGCGCCCCUCUUCCAGGACCUGCAGAGGUGCGUGCUGGCCUGCGUCAUCGUUGUCAGCCUGCGCGGGGCCCUGCGCAAGGUGGGUGACCUUCCGCAGCUGUGGCGGCUCAGCCCGGCCGAUGCGCUGGUCUGGGUGGCCACUGCGGCACCCUGCGUGCUGGUCAGCAUUGAGGCUGGGCUGCUGGUCGGUGUGCUCCUCUCGCUGCUCAGCCUGGUGGGCCGCACACAGCGCCCGCACGCCACCCUGCUCGCUCGCAUCAGCGGUUCUGCCUUCUAUGAGGACACUAUGGAGUUCGAGGGCCUCCUCCCUGAGCCGGGGGUGCAGAUCUUCCGAUUUGCGGGGCCGCUCUACUAUGCCAACAAGGACUUCUUCCUGCGGUCACUCUAUAGCCUCACGGGACUGGACGCAGGGCGCACAGCUGCCAGGAGGCGGGGGCUGGAUGCAGGGGCGCACAAGGGGAACAGCAGCGGCAAGGACCUGGGCCCAGCAGGCACCACAUCCGUGCUGGUGUCCUCGGCAGCCAGCUUCCACACAGUGGUCAUUGACUGCGCCCCCCUGCUGUUCCUGGAUGUAGCCGGCCUGGCUGCACUACACGACCUGCGCAGAAACUACGAGGCCCUGGGCAUUGUCCUGUUGCUUGCCUGCUGCAGCCCCUCGGUGACAGACAUGCUGAGGCGAGGGGGCUUCCUUGGGGAGGACGAGGGGGACGCGGCCGAGGAGGAGCAGUUAUUCCACAGCGUGCACAGCGCAGUGCAGGCGGCCCGAGCCCGCCAUGGGGAGCUGGCGGCUACAGACUCCACCCUCUAGCAAGGUCAGCACCUGCGGGCCAUCACCACACCCUCUUAGGAGCCCAAGGCACACAUCCUCCACCAAUCGCCACGCUCCUUCCCAGGGAGCAGUGCCCGUGGCUGGAGUCAGCUACCAGACACCCUCUCAUGCCAUACCUACUCUAAAAAAACGGAAUUCUAACUGGGAACAGGGACAGACAGCACUUUUAACACACACAAGGACCACAGACACUCAAGGAUCCAAGAAUCACUGCCUUCAACACAAAUGCUGCCCUGGCUGCCGUCCUGGGCACUAAUCCCAGACCCACAGGGCCCCCACUGAGAAGAACCACAUCUACCCCAGUCUUAAAAGUCUUAAUCACGCUUGAACAGGGGCUCUGUAUCUCACUUUGCACCAACUAAAACCAAGUAUUGUCGCCUCAAUUUCAACCCAUGGCAACAUCACGUGUGUCAGAGUAGGGUUGUUCAGUGGCUGUGGGGUUGUUCGGUGGCUGAGUUUUUGGAAGUAGAUCGUCAGACCUUUCUUCCAAGGCACCUCUAAAUGUUCUCAAACCUCCAACCUUUCGGUUUGCAGCCAAGUGUUGGUUAACGACUUGCACACCAGGGACUGCUGGUUUUUGCACGUGGCCCCGCAAAUCACGCAGCCUCCAAAGUACUGUAGAAAACAAAAACCCUCACAACUGAACCAAUAAGCAGCAUCAUGAUAAACGAAGAAAAGAUUGAAGCGGUCAAGGAUUUCAUUUUACUGGGAUCGACAAUAACACCUGCGGAAGCAGCAGUCAAGAAAUCAAAUGACACACUGCAUUGGGCAAAUCUACUGCAAAAAACCUUUAAAGUGUUAAAAAGCAAGGAUGUCACUUUAAGGACUAACAUGCACCUGACCCAAGCCAUGGUGUUUUCAGUCGCCUCGUAUGCAUGGGAAAGCUAGACAAUGAAUAAAGAAAACCAGAGAACUGACAUCUUUGAAUUACGGUGUUGGCAAAGAAUACUGAAUACACCACGGACUGCCAGAAGAACAAACAAAUCUGUCUUGGAGGAAGUACAGCCAGAAUGCUCCUUAGAAGCGAGGAUGGCGAGACUGCGUCUUACAUAUUUCGCACAUGUUAUCAGGAGGGAACAGUCCCUGGAGAAGGACAUCAUGCUUGGUAAAAUAGAGGGUCACUGACAAAGAGGAAGACCCUCAACGAGAUGGACUGACACAGUGACUGCGACAAUGAGCUCAAGCAUAGCAACAACCGUGAGGACGACACAGGACUGGGCAGUGUCCCGUUCUGUCGACCACAGGGUGGCUACGAGUCGGAACUGACUCGACGGCACAUAGCAACAACAACAAACCAAGUACCAUCGCGUCAAUUCUGACUCAUGGCAACACCAUGUGUGUCAGAACAGGGUUUUCAGUGGCUGGGUUUUUAGAAGUGGAUCAUCGGACCUUUCUUCCAAGGUGCCUCUGGGUGGUCUCAAACCUCCAACCUUUCGGUUUGCACCCAAAUGUGUUGGUUAAUGCGCUGGCACACCAGGGACAGCUCAUUUUGCAUAUAGCCCCGCAAAUCACGCAGUCUCCAAGGUGCUAUAUGGAAACCCCACUGACUCAGCCUGGCCAGCCCCUGCCCCACCUUGGGUAAGAGCCAAGGACUCUGGUCUAGGGCACCAGGGUUUCUGUGUCUCUGGGAACCCCACCCCCUACGCACACACCCCACACACCUAAGUGCUCCUUACACCUGGCGCCUCAGCCCAGGCUGAGCCUCAUGGUGCCGCUACCUGCACCAGGGCAAGCAGUCCAGUGUCAGAGCCAAACGCAGGUGGGACCAGGACACACCUUAGCCCAGCCCUUGGGCACAGCAUCCUGGCACAGACCAGCCUGUGAAUACACACAACACAGGCUAUGUGGGGGUGCAAAAACCAAAAACUGGGCAAAGCCAGGUACGACCGUCUGCCACCCUGAUCCUGAGUCUCCAGAGGGAAGCCAGGUGGACUAGCUACAAAGGUAGCUGGGCAGGGUCCAGGUGCUGACCCCCAGGACCCAGGCCCCACGAGAGGCAGCCCCAAUGGCCCUUUGAUGGCAAAUGCAGGAAUCAGGAGCAGCAGUGCUUCCUCAGAGGGAGGCAUCCGCCCUGUGCCCCCACUUUAGCACCCCACCCCCAGCUCCACACUGAUCCCCACACCCCAGUCCACCAUGAGGCCAGCAGGCUCUCCCACUGGCCAGUCCCACCUCCCCUCUCAGCCUCAGUCUUCAUCUCUGUAAAGUGGGGCUCUUGCCAGCUUCCCCCAAUUACCCCCCCGCCACCGGCACCCACCUGGCCGUGAUGAG
This is a messenger RNA of Loxodonta africana (African savanna elephant), 6673 nucleotides long. RefSeq names its product solute carrier family 26 member 1 (gene SLC26A1). Gene Ontology annotation, molecular function: bicarbonate transmembrane transporter activity; oxalate transmembrane transporter activity; chloride transmembrane transporter activity. The record is from RefSeq and is a predicted model, not a curated record. The coding region runs from base 2273 to 4384 and encodes 703 amino acids. Gene Ontology annotation, biological process: transmembrane transport. NCBI's taxonomy places the organism in Eukaryota, Metazoa, Chordata, Mammalia, Proboscidea, Elephantidae. Gene Ontology annotation, cellular component: plasma membrane. The transcript is spliced from 2 exons.